Molecule: messenger RNA, 2274 nt
Organism: Rhagoletis zephyria (snowberry fruit fly)
Lineage: Eukaryota; Metazoa; Arthropoda; Insecta; Diptera; Tephritidae
Product: peptide transporter family 1-like
Biological process (GO): oligopeptide transport; transmembrane transport
Cellular component (GO): membrane
Molecular function (GO): transmembrane transporter activity
Source: RefSeq, a predicted model, not a curated record
AUGCUGCCAGAAGUUUCCGAUAAAAAGCCAACCACCGGCGAGGUUAAGAUAUCAGAUUCUGAAUCUAUAGCCAAAGGCAAAUCUACGGAGGAUGGCUUCUCUGAGGCUAAACUCGUGUCUGAAGUUUCAGCAGAACGAAAAGACAAGAAGGAAGCAGAAGGAGAGCAAAAUAUCGAACCAUUAUCAAAUGUGACGGAAGCAGAGGGCCAAGUUAAGAAGCGUCCUUAUCCAAAAGCGGUCUCCUUUAUCACCGGCAAUGAGCUUUGCCAGAGUUUCUACAUCUAUGGCCAGCGUACCAUUCUCGUCCUGUACCUGACCCAUCAACUCCUCUAUAGUGACGACGACGCCACUGCCAUCUACCACAUCUGUAUCAUGCUUACUUACUUCCUCUGCCUGUUUGGUGCAAUCAUCUCUGACAGCUGGCUUGGAAAAUUCAAAACGAUCUCUUAUCUCUCGCUUGUCUAUGUUGUCGGGGCAGCAGUGCUUGCUGUCGGUGCUGUGCCUCCGCUAAAUUUGCCCGCCAGGACGAUUACAUUCAUCGGUCUGGCGUUAAUAGCGCUGGGCUCGGGCGGCAUAAGACCGUGCGAAUCUGCUUUUGGUGGUGACCAGUUCAAGCUACCCGAACAAGUGAAGCAAUUGACGAUAUUCUUCUCGCACUUAUACUUUUCAAGAAAUGUUGGUGCACUGACUGCGACCAUAGUAACACCUAUUCUGCGUGAAAAUGUUCAAUGCUUCGGCGAACAGGAAUGCUAUUUAUUGGCUUUUGGCGCACCGGCUAUCCUCAUGGCUGUCUCGUUAUUUAUUUUCGUACUUGGCCGCCCAUUAUAUAAAAUUAUCCCACCAGCGGGCAAUGUGGUGGUGUUGGUCAGCAAAACUAUUGGUAACGCCAUUGCUACAAAAUGGAAGGAGAAGAAGACCAAUCCUCGUGAACACUGGUUGGACUAUGCGGAUAAGAAGUAUGACCGUCAAUUGAUUGAAGAUGUGAAAGUGCUGAUGCGUGUUUUGGUACUCUAUCUGCCGCUGCCUGUAUUCUGGGCGCUUUUCGAUCAGCAGGGCUCACGUUGGACUAUCCAGGCAACCCGGAUGGAUGGCGACAUGGGCUCAUGGGAUAUCAAACCCGAUCAAAUGCAAAUCUUAAAUCGCGUCUUGGUUUUGCUAUUCAUACCACUUUGUGAACUUGCAUUCUAUCCUUUAAUUGGCCUCGUCGGUAUUCGUCGUCCUUUACAAAAGCUGACUUUGGGUGGAAUAUUCGCCGGCAUAGCUUUCAUUGCUUCCGGCUUGCUCGAACUACAAUUAGAGAAAACUUAUCCCGUCUUGCCCAGCGCCGGAAAUGCUCAGCUUCGUGUUUACAAUGGCGAAUUGUGCGACUAUUCCAUUACCACCAAUUUGACGAAUUUCAACUUUGAUGUGGCCUCACUCAAUAUGUACAAGAACAGCACAGACAUCGGCUCGGAAGGUUUCCUAUACGUAAGAUUCGAUGUUACCAGCAAAAGUGCGAGUUGUGAUUCAUUCGCCAGCCAAACUUUUAUUUUCAACUCCUCAACCAGCCACUAUUUGUUUUUGAACUCAAACAACACUGCACAACCUCUGGUCUGGGGAGUGGACACAAUCAGUAAACCCAGUCGGGGCUAUCCGCUAGGACGUACAUUAGCGAAUGUAGAGCCGAGUCGCCAAAUUGAUUGGAAAAAUAAAAAAGGCGCAAUCCAGCACACCGAGCCAGCCAACUUGCGAAACAUAACGGAACUAAAGUCGGGCACUUAUCAAAUAUUAGUUGAUAAUGUUGAGAUUGUCAGUACAUAUCUCAAAGUUGGUGGCAUUUACACGAUUUUAAUAAACGAAGAUUCAUCAGGACAAUACCGAAAUAAUGUCAUAGUUGUAACGGAGCCCAAUUCGAUAUCCAUUUUCUGGUUGAUUCCGCAAUACGUUAUUAUGACCCUCGGUGAGGUGAUGUUCUCCGUGACUGGCCUGGAGUUUUCAUAUGCACAGGCGCCACUGACAAUGAAAUCAGUAUUGCAAGCUUGCUGGCUACUUACGGUGGCUUUCGGAAAUUUAAUCGUCGUAAUUAUCGCGGAACUAUCGCUCUUCGAUUCACAGGCGGAUGAGUUCUUCCUCUUUGCCGGCCUUAUGUUUGUUGAUAUGAUUAUUUUCAUAUUCGUGGCUUAUCGGUACAAGCCGAACUCGGUAGCGCCGAUUAACGAAAGCGAGCUGUGCACGCCACCAGAAAAAAACGAAAAGGAUGGCAUUGAUAAUGUGGCCAAGGCGAUUGAUGAUUAG